AACAGAAUAUUCCACUUUGGAUUGCAACCCGUUGGUUCCUUUUGCUGGCUGGGAUACGAGAGGGGCGCAGACGCUUUCGAGUGACGUCACUGCCGCUGCUGCUGCUCGGCUGUGGCAACAAGCAAAGCAAAGCAAAUCGACAGCCCAGCUGCCAUUAGCACGGAGCUUCCCCGUCUCGGUUGGUAACAAGACGACUGCCGCCUCCGCCGCCUCCCGCGCAAUGUUCACGAACCUGGCCAACUUGUUGCUGGGCGCCACGGCGACCUCCGCGGAGCAUGAGGAGGAAGACUGCUGCCCUGGCGAGGCUGAGCUGAGCGUGCUGGAGGCCGAGGAUGGCGACUGGCUGCUGGUGGAGGCGGCGCAGCUGCAACGAGGGGCGCUGCUCGCCUCCAUGGCGGUGGCACCGCGGUCACGCUCGCACUCGGUGUCUGCACUCGAGGAGUCGUGGUUUGUGACGCCACCGCCGUGCUUCAACUCUCAGGGCCCGGUCGAACUCGAGACUUCGCCCCUCGAGAACCUGCUCAUCGAGCACCCCAGCAUGUCCGUCUACCACCGACCUCACCACUCGAUCGCUGCUGCCCCGCUCCAGCAGCGAUCGGCGUCGCUCUCCCCACCCCCCAGGGGACGUCGCGCCCGCCAACCCCUGACCGCGGUCAACCCUCGCCCCCCGAGACCCCUCUGCAUCACCCUGGCUAAGCAGCAUCAGCAGCAGAAUGCCGCUGUCCAGGCUGCUCAAAAGGUGCAGCAGAAAGUGGGUGCGCAGCAGAUGCGUCGUGCCGCCCUGGAUCGCAACAACAAGGCGCGCGACGUCGGCUCGGCGCGCAACAAGCGUCCGCGUCGCUGCGACCACCAGAUGCGUCACUCUGGUGCCAACAACAACCGCAAGUGCUGAGGUGGGCGCGCGAACGCUGCCGCAGUUCGAGUUCAUCCAUCGUUUCUCUUGUCCGCCACCACGAACCAAGCUUUAACCGAGUUAUUAAAAGAAGACGCGAAGCACCCAGUUGUGAUAAUUAUAACAAUGCCGAGUGCACAACACAAAAGAAGAAGACGUAUAAUCAAUUGCAGCAGACGCAGCGACUAACUGCAUCUCUAUAACUCCAAAGGAACUCUCUCUGCGCAGACUAAUGUUGGUCUAAUAAUUAGUCCGUGUUGGUCUCCAGCUUUACGAUUUUGUUCAGUCAGCGUAAUUUAUUCGGAUUUUUAUUAAUUAAUCAAUCAAUCAAUUAAUUGAUCAAUUAAGAGUUUAUUAUGCUUAGUUUUAAGCGGCCUUUCGGAUAAAUAUAAAUCGUCUCGUGUGGUCAGUUGUUAUUAAUGUUCUCGCCGUCGGGCCAGGGGGGGGGGAGUCGAGCAAAUAAUUGCCGGACGGAAUCUGGUAUUCGUAUUUAGUGUGUUCACUUAGUGCGAAAUGAAUAAUUUAAUGAGUGUAAAUAAUAAACGCGCGUAUGGUUAUUAUUGUAAAUAUACCGAUGGUGUACAUAUUACAUACACGGAGGGCGGCGAUAUUCUCGUUACUCGUGUCGACGGUUUUAACCUGACUAUUUAAACUAAAAUAGUUGAACUUAAAUUGAAUAUAAUGAAACACUCGUGUGUGCUCGUGCACAUCUCACUUAUCUUGUUAGCCAGUGACAAAUAAACAAAAGCAAAUAAAAAGUUUAUAAGAAAAAAAA
Messenger RNA from Neocloeon triangulifer, 1667 nucleotides. It is a transcript of the gene TP53INP, whose product is annotated as tumor protein p53-inducible nuclear protein 2. The coding region runs from base 221 to 892 and encodes 223 amino acids. Gene Ontology annotation, biological process: positive regulation of DNA-templated transcription; autophagosome assembly. Gene Ontology annotation, cellular component: autophagosome; nucleus. The transcript is spliced from 3 exons. NCBI's taxonomy places the organism in Eukaryota, Metazoa, Arthropoda, Insecta, Ephemeroptera, Baetidae. The record is from RefSeq and is a predicted model, not a curated record.